Messenger RNA from Papilio machaon (common yellow swallowtail), 619 nucleotides. RefSeq lists its product as uncharacterized. NCBI's taxonomy places the organism in Eukaryota, Metazoa, Arthropoda, Insecta, Lepidoptera, Papilionidae. Bases 156 to 602 code for a protein of 148 amino acids. The transcript is spliced from 4 exons. The record is from RefSeq and is a predicted model, not a curated record. Gene Ontology annotation, biological process: mitochondrial respiratory chain complex I assembly. Gene Ontology annotation, cellular component: membrane.
ACAUUGACAUUGUCUUCAAUAGCAAAUUUUAUGACGUUGUUUUUGAUUUGCAAAUUUGCAAUAGUUAGAUAAUUUGUUUAGUUUGUAAAGAAACUAUUAUAUCUGAAGGGAUUAUAGGCUUGAGUCUUUACCUAAGACGAUAAAUUAGAUUUAAGAUGUCUAACGGCCCGCAUCGACAUCUUUGGCGAAUUGUCUUCCAGAAUUUCAUAAAUUCUUUGAAACCUCGCCCAAUUCGAGGGAAUAAUAUGGGUAAAGAUUUUUCUGGAAAUAUAUAUUAUGAAAUACCUGCAGAUCCCAGUAGAGGUAAAAGAAAGCCUUCCCGUUGGUAUGACCCACCAAAGGGAAAUGAUUUUGAAGAUCCAAUCCCAGCAGAAUGGGAAUCAUGGUUAAGAAUGAGAAGAGAAGAUCCACCAACAGAAGAAGAAAUUGAGCAUAAUCUAGCUAUUGCCAAGCUGAAGCAAGAGAAUGCAGCUAAAAUAGAAGCUAAAAGGUUGUUAGAUGGAGGUUCUUUGCCAACAACCCCAGAAAGGGGUGCACAAACAUUUCCCACUUAUACAGAAUACUAUGGAGGAGACCCUGAAAAUGAACAUAGGAAAAAAUGAAAUUAAAUAAAUGUAUA